Drosophila obscura is the source of this 521-nucleotide messenger RNA. RefSeq lists its product as uncharacterized. Lineage: Eukaryota; Metazoa; Arthropoda; Insecta; Diptera; Drosophilidae. Bases 88 to 459 code for a protein of 123 amino acids. The record is from RefSeq and is a predicted model, not a curated record. The transcript is spliced from 3 exons.
AAAACAUAUGCAGAUCUUUACUUUUAUAUAGUUAGGGGCUCGCGUCAGAUGGCUUAGUAUCGCUUGGUAACUUCAGCGCGCAUCAACAUGGCUUCAGCGAAACUGAUACUUUUCACUGCAUUGGUUGCCAUUAUGGCGGCUAGCUGCUCCGGAGGUCUUUUGGACUAUAUUUAUCCGACGCUUAUGACGGAGUUCUAUAAUCAAGUACCCACCAAAGAGGGCUACCGUUUCAACUUGGAGGAACCCAAUGGCAGCAAGCGGGAGGAAAUCGGUGUUAUUAUGAAUCCUGGUACGGAUAAGGAAGAACUGGUUGUAAUGGGCUCAUACUCCGUCUAUGAUGAGAAGACUGAUACCGAGACUGUUACUAUGUACACGGCUGAUAAGGAUGGCUACAAGUCGCGCUAUCAGCUGAAGAACCGUAAACUGAGCCCUGGCGCUUUGAAGUCCGCUGCUGGAUAAAAACCUUGGUGUUUUACAAUAAUUCGUAGAUAAAAAUAAAAAACUAUUGGUCACCCUGAAAA